Molecule: messenger RNA, 550 nt
Organism: Ceratosolen solmsi marchali
Lineage: Eukaryota; Metazoa; Arthropoda; Insecta; Hymenoptera; Agaonidae
Gene: Uxt
Product: Uxt prefoldin-like subunit
Exons: 2
Coding region: 60-491 (143 amino acids)
Biological process (GO): negative regulation of transcription by RNA polymerase II; positive regulation of transcription by RNA polymerase II
Cellular component (GO): mediator complex
Molecular function (GO): transcription corepressor activity
Source: RefSeq, a predicted model, not a curated record
CGAGUAUUUUGAAUUUAUAAAAACUAAAGUGAACACAAGAAUCCAGAUAUUCUUAGAAAAUGGAAUCAAAUAUUCAAAAGAAAGUAUUACAAUUUGAAUCAUUCAUAAAUGAUGUUUUAAAACAAGAUUUAGCAGUCCUUGAAAAAAAAUUGGAUGAAAUAAAUUCUGAAAUAGCAGAAUUUUUACAAUUAAAAAGUGUUAUUAAUACCAUAAAAAAUAUUGGAAAUAAAGCAAAUGGCUUUAAAACUAAAGUUGAUAUGGGGAAUAAUUUUUUUAUUCAAGCAGAAGUUGAAAAUGCAUCACAUAUAUUACUUGACAUUGGUUUAGGUUACUUUGUGGAGUUCACCCUAGAUGAGGCUUUAGUUGUGAUAGAUAUAAGAAUAAAAUUAUUUGAAAGGCAGGUAAUUAAUUUAAGAAAAGAAAUUGCAAGAACUAAUGCGCAUAUCAAAGUAAUUUUAAUUGGUAUAAGAGACUUACAAGGAUUAGAUUAGUUUUAUAAUUGAAUAUUUUUUAAUGUUAAACACUUGUAAUAUUUUAAACAGUAUCUUAA